AUAACAAAUAUACACACAUUUGGUUUUUACAAUUAGAAAUAGAAUGUCUUCUAGAGGUUGUUUUUUUUCUAAUUUAUAUAAAAUUUAUCCAUCUAACAUCAAUUUAUAAAAAAAUUAGAAAUCUGUCCUCAUCUUUCCGUUUGAACGUGUUGUCUCAUUAUACGUGCUGGGUUUUCUUGGGGACAUUUCAUGUGCCCUUGAUUGUUGUAUUUGUUGUAUUAAUUCAGCACCAUGGACAGUGGCAAACAAUUUCUAACUGCUACUAUUUUUACUGUCCUUGUUUUUCUGUUUUGUUUUGUUUUACUUCCUCUGUGUUCCUCUGUGUGGUAAACAAUGAAAGAAAUUUACAAUAAUUAUGCUACCAUUCAAAUGUUUUGGACACACCUUUCGUCUUAAGGGUUUUCUUUUUUUUCCUGACCUCAGUAAAGUAGAAAAUUCCAGAAAUAAACCCUGGCAAGUCAUCUUUUAAGUAACUACCAUUUCAGAUGACUACCUCAUGGAGCUCAUUAGGAGAAUACCAAGUGUGCAAAGCAGUAAUCACAGAAAAAAAAAAAAAACUAUAUAAAUAUAAAACGUGUUUUGAAUAAUUUCACACUUUUUCUUACUCCAUCAUUUUAUAUGUGUUGAUUCAUAGUUGUGAUGGCUUCUGUGAGAAUCUGCAUUAAAAUAGGCAUUGUGGAAAAAAAAAACAAGCUGUGUCCAAACAUUUGACUGGUAAUGUAGGUCAAUGCUCCUACAUGUCUUAAAACGAAAAAACCUUAAGGUUUGUGUGGUUCAUUAUUUAUUUCGAAAUCACAAGAGGAACGUCCUUUUAUCACAGCAGCACGUAAAGGCUUUAGCAGCCUGAGAAAUUGCAUAUGUUUGGCACUUUUUCUAGUGCCUGUCUGUCAAAUCGUGCACCUACUGAGUUUAAGAAAUUUGUUGGUGAAAUAUGUUUUGAAUUAUAAACUUAUAUACGUUUAUGUCUGAGAUUUCCUACUUAGCUCCACAGCAGCAUACAGUACCAUGUAGUUAGGUUGCCUGAACAGAGAGGGACGCUGUUGGCCUUACAGUUACUGAUGAAACAUUUGUUGUAGUACCUCCCUAUACUCCACCAUAUUACUCUGUGAAACACAGAGGCAGAGCUACGAGUCGGGAGUCUCAUGAACAACAUAGGAAAGGAGAGGAUUAUUGGAUUUUUUCUUCACCGUUUGGGAUAAAUACCGAGACGUUUUCUUUGAUUCUGGAUGAUCAAAUGUGGAUCUAGACGCAAUAGGACAAAGGAAUUUGGGUUUUUUUCUUAACAAUAAUCGUCGACAGGAGCCAUGGGAUGGCAAGCGCUGUUCUUUAUGUCGGUGCUCUGUCUGGGCGCUGUGCACGGGCAGGUCAGUUAUUCUAUUCCCGAGGAAAUGGCAAAAGGGGCUUUAAUUGGCAAUAUAGCCCAGGAUUUAGGUUUGAGCGUGGAGAGAUUGAAGUCGGGUAAAGCUCGAAUUUAUACCGGUAACACUGAUGAAUACAUAGAGCUCCGGAGAGACAGAGGAGUCCUCCUCGUUAAAGACAGAAUAGACAGGGAAUCUCUGUGUGGACAGACAAUGCCCUGCGCGCUGCAUUUUCAGAUGAUCCUGGAAAAUCCAAUGGAGUUUUACACCGUUACUGUUGAAAUUACCGACAUAAAUGACAAUCCUCCCAAGUUCGAGCGAGAUGAGAUGAAAUAUGAAGUUAGUGAAUCAGCUCUUGCUGGCGCCCGAUUCGUUUUGGAGAAAGCCGUUGACGACGAUGUAGGCGUUAAUGGUUUGAAUAGUUACGCCCUGAAUCCCAGCGAUAAUUUCGCUAUAAAGACCAUCAGCCGAGGAGACGGCUCAAAACACGUCGAAAUGAUUUUACAGAAGCCUCUGGACCGAGAGAAAAAUGAGUACGUUUCGUUAGUACUAACUGCCCUUGAUGGCGGUGAACCACAGCUUUCGGGGACAAUGGCGAUAACUAUAACUGUAUUAGACGUAAAUGAUAAUCCACCGGUUUGUUCAAAACAGGAAUAUAAAGCGAGUGUGGCAGAAAACGCCCCUGUUGGCACCGUCAUAACACGCAUUAAAGCUACAGACGUAGACAAAGGCAAUAAUGGUAAAGUGACGUACACAAUUCCGAAAUCGACUGCAGCACAACUGUUUGAAAUAAAUGUUGAAAAUGGAGAAGUGACAUUAACAGGAAAUAUAGAUUAUGAAAAGAAGCGGUUCUACGAGCUUGAUGUUCAGGUGUCAGAUCAGGGAGGAUUGUCCGAUGCGUGUAAAGUCAUUGUGGACGUGACAGAUACAAAUGAUAAUCCACCGUCUAUAAACAUCAUGUCUAAAUCAAACUCAGUUUCUGAGAGUGUCAAAAUCGGAACAGUUGUAACGAUGCUUAAUAUACAAGAUCCGGAUUCAAAUGAAAACGGAAAAGUUAUGUGUGCGUUAAACGAAAAUAUUCCAUUUAGAAUUAAAUCAACAACAAAUAAUUUCUUUACUGUCGUCACAGACACUGAAUUAGACAGGGAGGGAGCCUCAGAGUAUAACAUCACAGUGACGUGUUCUGAUGAGGGAGUCCCCUCCCUCUCCAGCAGCGUCACUCUCACUUUACAGAUCUCUGACGUCAACGACAACGCGCCUGUCUUUGAGAGGAGCUCAUAUGAGGCCUACAUAGUAGAAAACAACACACCAGGUCUCUCUAUAUUCACAGUCAAAGCCACAGACGCUGACUGGAACCAGAAUGCUCGUGUCUCUUACAUCCUGGAGGACUCCUCUGUGAACGGAGUGCCAGUCUCCUCAUAUGUGUCAGUUAGUGCUGAUGGUGGAGUCAUCCACGCAGUUCGCUCCUUUGACUACGAGCAGAUCAAAGACUUCCAGUUCCGUGUCAAAGCUCAGGAUGGAGGUUCUCCUCCACUCAGCAGCAACGUGACGGUGAAAAUCCUGAUCCAGGACCAGAACGACAACCCUCCUCAGGUUCUGUACCCAGUCCAGACUGGGGGCUCUAUGGUGGCUGAGAUGGUGCCUCGUUCAGCAGAUGUGGGCUAUCUGGUGACUAAAGUGGUGGCUGUGGAUGUGGACUCUGGACAGAACGCCUGGCUCUCCUAUAAACUGCAGAAAGCCACAGACAGGGCGCUGUUUGAAGUGGGCUUACAGAAUGGAGAAAUCAGAACCAUCCGCCAAGUGACUGAUAAAGACGCAGUCAAGCAGAGGCUGAGUGUUAUAGUGGAGGACAACGGGCAGCCCUCUCGUUCAGCUACAGUCAUUGUUAACGUGGCGGUGGCGGACAGCUUCCCUGAAGUGCUGUCGGAGUUCACGGACUUUACACACGACAAGGAGUACAAUGACAACCUGACUUUUUACUUAGUGCUGGCUCUGGCUGUAGUUUCCUUCCUGUUCAUCACGUGUUUAGUGGUCAUCAUAUCAGUCAAAGUGUACAGGUGGAGACAGUCUCGCAUCCUGUAUCACUCCAACCUGCCUGUGAUUCCAUAUUAUCCACCACGUUACUCAGACACUUUGGGGACAGGGACUCUCCAACACGUGUACAACUACGAGGUGUGCAGGACCACUGACUCCAGAAAGAGUGACUGUAAGUUCGGCAGAGCCGGUAGUCAGAACGUGCUGAUCAUGGAGCCCGGUUCAACGGGGACGAUGCAGAGGAUGCAGAGUGAAAAGAGCAUCUUGGACGAACCAGACUCUCCUCUUGAGCAAAAACCCCCCAACAAUGACUGGCGCUUCACGCAGGGACAGAGACCCGGACCUAGCGGUCCCCACAUGCCGUACGGUACACACAUACGAUGGACGUCGAAAAAUGGGACAAGGGCAACUGGAGGACCUGAGGUUGCCAUGGGAACCGGCCCUUGGCCCCAGCCCCCGACCGAGGCUGAGCAGCUCCAGGCCCUGAUGGCGGCCGCUAACGAAGUGAGCGAGGCUACGGCCACUCUGGGACCUGGCACCAUGGGCCUCAGCACCCGCUACAGCCCCCAGUUCACCCUGCAGCACGUGCCAGACUACCGCCAGAACGUCUACAUCCCCGGCAGCACAGCCACCCUCACCUCCAACCCCCAGCAGCAGCAGGCCACCGCCCAGCAGGCCACCCAGCAGGCACUGCCCCCGCCCCAGGCCUCGGCCCAGCCCGAGCCCCCCAAGGCCGCCCAGACUCCUGCCUCAAAGAAGAAGUCUACAAAGAAGGAGAAGAAGUAGACCCGAGCAGGUGGCGGAAGGAGAAACCCGACCCAAUCUGACGAGUUGAACCCCCCACCCCCUUCCUGUUAGGUAUCUCACUGCUUUGCUGUCACUCACGCUAGACACUGUCGACGAAGUAACGACAGCGACUUACUUUUAACCACAUGGAUGCUGUUGAUGUUUUUUUUUUUUUUGAAAGAGUAUGUCUUGAAGAAUCUGAAUGUGCUGAAGGCUGUUGCUGGUGUCAAUAAGUUGUGUAAAGGGUCAAGUGUUACUAUAAUCGUUGUGGAUAGAUACUAUUGGCAGGGUAUGGGGGGUUACUGUGAUUUUUCUUUUUUUAUUGUUUUGGCAAACAUCAAAUGGACAAAGAGAUUCAGUGUAAGAAACCUUGCUGGAAUGACGAGGCUAAACGCAGUGAUAUAUUCGGAGAUGAACUGUUAAUGUUUUCAUGUUGGACUCCUUGUGCUCUCUCCUUGAGGAGGACAGUCAGCUAUUGUAAAGUACGCUAGUCGCCAUCCAUUAGAUUCCUACAUAGGGCCAGCCUUGUGGAUACCAGGCUGCUGUUUGACAGGUAUUACGAACUCUUCUGCAUGCUCGUUAAGGUUAAAACCACAUAUACUAUGUUAGAGUUGUAAACUAUGCAUUGCAAAAGCAAAGAUCCUCCCUCCAGUCGCAGGUCAACACAAUGCACAUGUAGCAUUUAACUUGACACAAAAAGAAUUACUUUUGUAAGCAUAGUUUAAAAAGGUAAGAUUUUAAUCUCCUGAUAUUUUUAUGACCUGAGCAUGCACCCAGAGGAGGGGCUGGCGGAGCGGUGGCGUGGCAUGAGCCCUGCUGUCCACGCAGCUGGUACACCAGCAGGGACGGGCUGGUGUUAAACCUCCAGAUGGGCCCGUCCAUGUCGCCUUCCUUCUACCAGACCCUCACCUUCACGCCCAGCUCACGUCCUCCCCCCUUACUCACUACCCCACAUUAAGAGCCAAACAAUGAAAAUGCACUGUUUUUAUUCUGAAGAUGACAUGAUGUAGGGGUAGUAAUCACUUCUGUCUUUAGAGAAACGCGUAGGUUUGGUAAACGUACUGUAAGUGCUUAGGAGUUUCUAGACACUUUGCAGGCCUCUAGGGUCGUAAGUAUUGCUCCAAGUUAUCCUGAAGUGUGGAAGAAACCUCUUGAUGUGACAGAGCAACAUGUUUUUUUCCUUGGGAGAUAAAACAUUCAAUAGCAUAAAAGAGGUGUUCAUAUAAGAUUUGAAGUCUUUACUUUGCCGCCCAUCUGUCUGUCAGACCCCUGGCCAAGAACAACUGCAUAAGAGAAGGCAGCUUGCAGACUAGGCCAGGCAGGAUGGAGGUGUUGUGGAAAGAGGUACACGGACUGAGGUGGUACCUUUACAUCACCUGGGGGAGUGGGAAACAACCUUGGCGCUACCAGCUGAAUGUACAGAGGAACCACUGUUGACCCAUCCACCCCCUGAACUCUCUCUAAUGCACUGACCCAGGUAAACGUCUAGAGAUCCAAGCACAGCAGUACCUGGAGAUACCACUCGAGCCCUGUAAAAAUUCCCUCCAUCACUAAAACCAAUGGGAAACCUCAGUCUCUGGACCACUCUCCUCUCCCCUCCACUCCCUGGUCCUGUGAGGCUCAUCCCCACUGUAAAUAAACAAGUCCUGUCGAUGGAAUGAGCCGCUUGUUUGUAUAGUAGGGACCACGUACAACAUUUUCAAAAUAAAAGUCCCUCUCCGCAAGGCGUGGCUUACUACUGGAAUGUGUUGCAUUUUGUUUUUCAAGAAAAAUCACAAAAAAAAGUUCAAAAAUCUGAGAUGUUCAACAGUUUGUGUUGCAAUGUAGUAACUAAGCACCAUGAAAGCCAACUAACUCUUCAGUGUAAAUAAACGAAUUAAAGAUAACUUUAGAUAAGUAAAAUAAAGUGACACGCGUAGACUAGCUAACUUGUGAUAUGUGUUGCGCAUAUUUUUGUGUUCAUUUUCUCUCUACUAUCUUUUAUCACCCUGUAAAGAAACAACAAAAAAUAUGAAAAUGUUUCCAAUCCCUCUGUAACCUCUUAUUGUUCUUUUGCGGUGAUUUUAUCUUGUGCAUUUGUGAAAAAAUGCCUCUCAUUCUCUUUCUGUCCAUAUGAACAAAUUAUAAAUAUUAUAUAUGUGUAAGUCCGUCCGCUGCUGAAUUAAUACUACUCUAUCCUGCUGUAUUAUCUUUCUUAUCAAAUGCUUAUUCCCCACGCUUUACCCCUGUGUUACUCUUAUUUUUAUGCUAAUAUUUAUAUUGCUGUUUUAUUUUCUCUUGGACACUGACAUUUCAAAUAAAAAGAUUCUGAAAUCAUAAAAAAAA
This is a messenger RNA of Betta splendens (Siamese fighting fish), 6503 nucleotides long. Its product is annotated as protocadherin gamma-A11-like. Gene Ontology annotation, biological process: homophilic cell-cell adhesion. Bases 1305 to 4178 code for a protein of 957 amino acids. The record is from RefSeq and is a predicted model, not a curated record. NCBI's taxonomy places the organism in Eukaryota, Metazoa, Chordata, Actinopteri, Anabantiformes, Osphronemidae. The transcript is spliced from 5 exons. Gene Ontology annotation, molecular function: calcium ion binding. Gene Ontology annotation, cellular component: plasma membrane.